Molecule: messenger RNA, 1674 nt
Organism: Chara braunii
Lineage: Eukaryota; Viridiplantae; Streptophyta; Charophyceae; Charales; Characeae
Source: the annotation of a GenBank genome assembly
CGCAGACAACGUCUCAAGGGCUAUUGUUUCAUAGUAUGGAGUGCGCUCUUGAUUAUAAAAGGAUGCUGCUAGAGAAUGUAGAACAGCUGCAGAAAGCUCAGAGGGUGAUGAUAGCAUCCGAAAAUCAGCGUAGACAGAGGCCGACAUUGUAUGUGGGUGAUAGACCCCAUAAUUCGAGUUCCCGGGCCAUCACUCUCUACCUGCACAUAGUCGACAACCCGUUUCCCCCAGAGGCUAGGUCAGAGUUAGUCAUUAGAGAGUUCUUCAAUCAUUGGGUCAAGGACAAUGGCCACCCGCUUAGUAUAGUUAGUGACCGAGAUGUCUGGUUCACUGCGGAGCAGUGGCAAGGACUCGUAAAGAUGUAUGGGUCACAACUGGCCAUGUUGUCAGGAGAGGAGAAGACGAAGACGAAGAUGAAGACGAAGACGAAGACGAAGACGAAGAUGAAGAUGAAGAUGAUGAAAUAUGAGGAGGAGGCCGCAAGAGGAGAAGACGACGACAACGACAACGGCAACGACGAAGACGAAGACGAAGACGAAGACGAGGACGAAGACGAAGACGAGGACGAAGACGAAGACGAAGAUGAUGAGGCGGCCGCAUUAAUUUUGAAAACUACGACAACAUCCGCGCGUAAGAAGAAAGAUGAGGAAGCAGAGGAACAGCGUCGCCUGACUGAACAACAGCGACAGGAGGACACUGAGGCAGCAAGGAAGGCCGCAGACGAACGCCGUCGACUACGCCGAGACAAAAUCCUCGAAUCCGAGGUGGACAUCGAGGUGAUCGCCGGCGAAUGGGCAGUGGCUGCUGAAGAGGAGGAUUCCCCGCCUGCUGUGCGUGGCCUUGCAACCACAAUCGAACAUGUGAGCGACUUGGUCGUCACCUGUGCAGCACAGCAAGAGGACAUCCUCUGCGUGGACACCCUGGUCCGGAAGCAGGCUCGACUUAUCAACGAAGUGCUUGACCGGGUACGCCGGCUGGAACAGCAGCCUACAACAACCACCCCCGCCGGACCCUCCAACUUGACGGACCGCGUCAAGGUCUUGGAAAUCGACGUCGGGACUCUCAAGGACGGCGCUCUAGCGACAAAUCAGCGGAUUGACCAGCAGAUUUGUGUCGCCGCAGCCAGUCCGACCGCGACUACUCGAGAGAGCAUUCCGAAGUUUGGCGGCAUACCAAUCUUCUGCGAUGCAGCGAAGACGGACCCAAUCCCAUGGUGGCGCCAGUUUGAGUUGAAGCUGGACAUCCACAAAACAGAAAAGGGUGAAGUUUCUGAGGUAAAGCCUCAGAUUCCGCUUGACCCUUUAGAGGCUGAACUGCGUGCCCAGGAGGAGAAACUCCGCCAACAGGCACAGGCAGUUGAGGCUCUAAAGGCUGAGCUAAAAAGGAAAGAGGAAGCAGCUCAGGAGGAGGCCAGGAGAAAAUUGUUGGUUGCAGACAUCGAGAAGAUUAGGGCCUAUUUUGUUGCUGGCGGAGCGCACUUCCCCCUUGUAAAGUCAGCGGGCCAGAACACGUACAAGUUGGGGCAAAGGAAAAUCAAAGUCCAGGCAUCUGCGAACCGAUUGCUUGCGUGUACGGGCUCAAGUGUUGAAGACUUGCUCGAGAUGAUUGAGAAGGCGGCCCUGCAAGGACUAGUUUGAGCUGGCAAUUCCGUGAGAAUAAAAGGAGUCGACGAUU